Messenger RNA from Hemisphaericaspora subhashii, 807 nucleotides. It is a transcript of the gene CHO1, whose product is annotated as CDP-diacylglycerol-serine O-phosphatidyltransferase. Gene Ontology annotation, molecular function: phosphotransferase activity, for other substituted phosphate groups. The coding region runs from base 1 to 807 and encodes 268 amino acids. The record is from RefSeq and is a predicted model, not a curated record. Lineage: Eukaryota; Fungi; Ascomycota; Pichiomycetes; Serinales; Debaryomycetaceae. Gene Ontology annotation, biological process: phospholipid biosynthetic process. The transcript has a single exon. Gene Ontology annotation, cellular component: membrane.
AUGUCCAGUUCAUCAACUACCGGGUUUAAGAAAUUUGAUUCAGCAAUUGCUUCAGAUUCAGAAAUGGAUGAGUCAGAAUCUGCUAGACCACAACCACCAUUAAGAAGAUCAUCGUCAUUAUUUUCAUUGACUUCAAAAGAAGAUUUACCAAAACCAGAUGAAAGUGAAUAUAUUCAUUUUAUUGAUGAUGAAAGACAUUUCAGUUUAAUUAGAAAUUUACAUAUGGCAGAUUUUAUUACUUUAUUAAAUGGGUUUUCCGGAUUUUAUUCAAUUAUAUCAUGUUUAAGAUAUACAUUAACUGGUAAAAGUAAUUAUGUUCAACGAGCUCAUUUCUUUAUUGUAUUGGGAAUAUUCUUUGAUUUCUUUGAUGGGAAAGUUGCUAGAUUAAGAAAUAAAUCUUCAUUAAUGGGACAAGAAUUAGAUAGUUUAGCUGAUUUAAUUUCAUUUGGUGUAAGUCCUGCCACUAUUGCAUUUGCAAUUGGAUUCCAAACAACGGUUGAUGUUUUGAUUUUGGCAUUUUGGGUAUUAUGCGGAUUAACAAGAUUAGCUAGAUUUAAUAUUUCAACCAAUAAUAUCCCAAAAGAUCAUACGGGAAAGACUAAAUAUUUUGAAGGAUUACCAAUUCCAACUAAUUUAUUUUGGGUUGGUGUAAUGGCAUUUUUAGUUUAUAAAGAUUGGAUUCAUCAAGAUUUACCUUUAGGUACUGUACUUCAAGGAACUUCAUUCGAAUUCCAUUUGCUUUCAAUUGGAUUAUUUAUCCAAGGAUGUGGUGAAAUCUCAAAAUCAUUAAAGAUUCCAAAGCCUUAG